Molecule: messenger RNA, 992 nt
Organism: Leptinotarsa decemlineata (Colorado potato beetle)
Lineage: Eukaryota; Metazoa; Arthropoda; Insecta; Coleoptera; Chrysomelidae
Source: RefSeq, a predicted model, not a curated record
AUAACGCAGAUAGUCGCCUACCAAUAUUGACACAGUUCUCGAAAUUCUUAAAUUAUUGAAUUCAUUCAUUCAGUUUUCUCAGUGAUAUAAAAAAACAACAUUCAAUCAACAGUUUCACGAAAAUUCUAUGAAUUUCAAUAUUCGGAUAUUCACUCGUUUCAAUACAUUAUUCAAUCAUCAAAUUGUUCAAUCAACUAGCAACAAGCAUGUCUCGUGAUACAUCAAUGAAACAAAAAAUUGGUGUAUGGAUUCCAAAAAUUCUAGAAGAAGAGAAGUUUGAAGACUAUCACAUUGUAAUAGAAAAUGAUGGAAUUAUUGGUGGGCACCUCUCAAGUUUGAUCUGUGCUAGAAUCGUUGGAACUACUUCUGAUAAUCAGAUCAAGGAAGUGAGUAUUGUUGUGAAGUAUAACAUACGAAAUAGUGUCAAAUUUCUCAAAGUGGCCUUCGAACGCGAGAUUUUCUGUUAUGAAAAGCUCAUCCCAGUUUUCAUAAAAUUCCAACAUGAUUUCAAGAUUCAAGAAGAUUUCAUUUCUGUACCCAAAUGCUACCAAACAUCAUCAUGCAAUGAUCAAACGGUUAUCGUUUUGGAAAAUUUGAAAAAACGUGGCUACCAGUUAUAUGACAGAAUGGAACCAAUGAAUUUGGACCACCAAAAAGUAGUGCUGAGAGAGUAUGCCAAGCUGCAUGCAGUAUCGCUGGCUAUGCGUGACCAAAAUUAUGAACAGUUCAAAAACCUUCAUGAGAAUCUUUCAAAUGUAUCAAAACUGUAUUUCCAAGAAGACUCCACUGUGAAAAUCCUAACCAAGUAUAUGAAAUGUGCACGGGAUAUUCUGUUGAGAAGAAACGAGAUGGAUUUGGUUAAGGAACUUGACUGGAUUCUUGAAAAUGGACCCACCAAUAUCAUUCUUGAUACUGUUCUAAAUGAUCGUGUUGAUCAUUGCGUUGUAGUUCAUGGAGAUUCUUGGAAUAACAAUAUUAUGUUCAAGUAUAAG